Crotalus tigris (Tiger rattlesnake) is the source of this 2884-nucleotide messenger RNA. RefSeq names its product gametogenetin (gene GGN). The record is from RefSeq and is a predicted model, not a curated record. NCBI's taxonomy places the organism in Eukaryota, Metazoa, Chordata, Lepidosauria, Squamata, Viperidae. Gene Ontology annotation, biological process: gamete generation; double-strand break repair. The coding region runs from base 52 to 2652 and encodes 866 amino acids. Gene Ontology annotation, molecular function: ubiquitin protein ligase binding. The transcript has 4 exons.
CCCCAGCUCCGUCCGGGAGCAGCCGCAAAGCCAGACGGAUGACUGACUAUAAUGGGCAAUGUUCAAUCCGAAGCCACCCAAGAAUCAGAAUCGGUCAAAGACGGGGUGGACAAAACGAACCCGGACACGAACAAAUCAGAACGGGAAUUAAGCAAACAUGGUUUGGGCAGCCGGCCCCCUGGUCCUCCAGUCCCUGAACACAAAGGGGUCAGCCAGACGCUGAACAGCGAGCCAGGGGGAGGGGACCGGCAGACCGGAACGGCAGAGAUGGGGAAGAACCAUUCCAAAAAAUCAAAACUCAAGCUGUCUUCUGUGUGGACCCAGAACUCGGUCAGUGCUGGAUUGAAGGAGGCCAGCCUUUGCGACAAGGACCUGGGGACAGAGAAAUGGGGCUUGGCUUCUCUGAGCAGGGCUGACCUUCCCAGCGGACCGGGGCUCCCAGAGGACCCCAAAGGCCUGAAGAUGGUGCUCAGGCCCUCUCCGGCAGCAGCCCCCCACCCUGACCCCCAAGAUCUGAGUGCCAAGAAGGCUCCGACCAGAGGGAAGGCCAAGGCAGAGAACGCCCAGCUGGCCAAGAGCACGGGAGGAAUGCUACUUCAGCCCGGAAAAGCGACCGAAGUCAGCCAAGGAGGAGACCCUCCUAAGGUCGUGGUGGAAACUCAGGUGUGUUGGACUCAACACAUUACAACGAGCAGUAAGGAAGGUGUGGAGAAUGAGGAGCAACAGCCGGACCCUCCGGCUUCGGCGAAGAAACCGGUGGGGGCAGCGAUACCUGACGUGGAGCUGCUGAAGACGGGUGAGGACAACCUGGGAGGGUCUGGCUGUAGACCCCUCAAUGAGAAGAAUAUCUUCAGGCCGGUUCCUUCUGGCUGCCUUGCUCCAUCAGGGGCGAAGAAGGUCCCACUGUCGUGGGGGGCUGGCCAGAAGGAGAAGGAGCAGACCAGACAGUCGGACGGUCCCCUUGGGAGCGAUGGUAAGUUCCAAGGGCCAGCCGGCGCUGCUCAACUGUCCACGGAGUGGGUAAGCCCCUGCAACAACCCCCCAGAGAAGCUUCAGGCCCCAGAAAGCCACACCAAGACCGAGGCGAACACGGAGGCUCCAGGACCGGAGGUGGUCAAUUAUGAAUCCAUCUACCAGGAAUUUUUGGACAAAGGGGUGAACCUCUUCUACAGAGUGACCAUCCAACCGGGACAGUGGCCCCCCAGCAUCGUCAAGCAGAAGCCCAACGUCAUUUCCUCCGGCAUCUCCUACGCCGACGUCUUGAAGCAGUGCCCCCAGAAGAAGUCGCCCGCCAGCCCCGCGCCCGUCUUGCCCAAAGCUUUGCAGCACCUCAGCACGGCGGGCAAGAAGCUGCCCUGCUUCAAAGGGCCGGAGAGGAACAAUCCGGACGAGUUCUCUCCCCUCCGCCAGCUGUUCUUGGAGCACAUUAAAAAGGUCACCCCCAAGGAAUCGGCCCCGACCACUCCCACCCAACAGGUGGUCACCUUCUUGGAGGAACUGUCCGCCAGCAACCCCAAGCGGGCCGAAUGGCAGAGGCCCCGGCCCCCGACGCCAUACCCCCAGCGCCGUAAAGGCCAGGGUAAGAAGCUGUCCAAAUUUGGCACGGCCGUGUCCCAAGUGGUAGCCUUCCUGAGCAGCGACCCCAAAUACGAUUGGCUAGUGCACGACGAGAGCGACAUGAUCCUGGACGAGGUGCUCGGAGCUGGAGAAGAAGGGGCAGCCAACUGCACUGACCUGCCCAGCCCCGGGGGCAAAGGGGCAGAAGGCGGGGGUGCCUCCCAACCAGUGACCGCUCUCUUGUUGGACCAAGCCGUGGUGGCGGAAAUCAACGGGAGUCCCCAGAGAUCCUGCAGGAAGCCCCAAGGUCUGGAAGAGGGGGGCAAGGAAAGGUCCCCAGUGAAGGGCCUCUCGUCCAGCGUCGCCCAGCAUGCCGUCGCUCCACUGGGGAACGAUCCACCCCCGGGGCAGUUCAUUGGUUCAAGUCAGCCUCCUUCCCAGGAGACCCUGGAGGUCCGGCCGAAUUCUUCCAUCUAUCUCUGGGCCCCGGCGUGCGCUUUGUUGGACCCCGCGGCAGACCCGAAGGUGCCGGCAAGCGCCCCGCAAACGAGGCCCAAGGUCCGCAAGCAAAACCUGGCGGCUCCCAAAUCGAAAGAGAAGCUUAAGCCUCCAGGACAGCAGAAAGGGAAGCUGUUGAAAGGGAAAGGCGCGAAGCAGUGGCCCCGCCCUUUCGGCAUGAACUCCCAGCUGCGGUUGGACGGGGUCCCUCCUUUUCCGCCAUUCGAAAAGGUUGCAAGGCCGUUUUAUUUCGGAGAGCCUUUGGACCGAUCCCUUCCUCUGGACAAGCCCGCCAGCCUUGAACAAGACGCCUCUUCCACCCAGCCUAGUGCCGAACGAGAUCUGGAGGUAGACCGAUCCCGUGUCCACCACUGGCCGGCUUUCCAGGUUGCCGAUUCGUGUCCCAGGAGAUGCUACUGCAAACAUCAGGAGCAAAGGAAGCUACCCAAGAACGUUCUGGCCUGGCUCAACCCGUCUGCUAACCACCUGACGGAGCCUCCCUGGGUUGCUACUGUCAUGCUAGCCGUCUCCUUGGUAGCCGGGACCAAGUUCUGCCUGGAUUCUUACAAACAGCAACACUUAGCCAACGAGGACUGAACUACUACUUACUCCACGCUUCCUGCUCAAUAAACCUUGUACACCACCAGGGAGUUGCGAUUUUGCCUUUGCAGGGGUCUCCAACCUUGGCCAUUUUGAAGACUUGUGGACUUCGACUUCCAGCAUUCUUCAGCCAGCAUACUGGGGCACUUUAAGCAGCCUCGCUGGCUGGGGAAUUCAAUCAAUCAGUCAAUCAAUCAAUCAAUCAAUCAGAAUAGAGCUAGAAGGGACC